AUGCGCAGCGCCCGCGGUAGGUGUUUUCAUCGCUCCGUGGGAGGGUCUUGGACCAAUGGCGGCGCCGCUGUGUCCAUGGGCAACUUGUCGGCUUGCGGCGGCCCAGCCCACAGCUGCGCGGGCGCGCGCUUCACCCCGCGCGGCGAGCCGGGCCGGUUCGGAUCCGAUGAGGACACGCUGGACGUGGCCCCAGCUGGUACGGUGUUCAAGGAGACGCUGCAGGGCAUCGGGGCCCCUGACCGCGACGCCCUCCUGUUCGCGGGCACCGCGAAUGCCGUGGCGGUGCGCUGGCUCCUGGAGAGGGGCGCCUGCCUGGACGCCUGCGACGCGAGCGGCACCACGCUGCUGCACGCGGCUUGCCGCAGCGGCAGCAGCAUCCUGGUGCAGGACCUCGUGCGCCUCCGCGCGCUCCUGGACGUCCCCGACGCGGCGGGUUGGACCCCGCUGCACGUCGCGGCGGUGAUGGGGCGCAGGGACGUUGCCGUGCUGUUGCUGCGGCGGCGCGCCAGCCCAGCCUCGAGGACCCGGCAUGGGGAGAGCGCCUCCGACCUGAGCAGGGACCCCUUCAUGCGGGAGCUGCUGGACGAGCACGCGGAGCACCCCUCCGGCUCCGCGCCCUCGCUGCGGCCGCCCCCGAGGCCUUUCCUCGCCGACAUGCCCGUGAGCGACACGCCAGGGUUCCAGAGCCACGACUUGGAGACCUGCGAGCCUUUCUUUGUGCCGCGCGAGUCCCUCUUCAGCAAUGAGGCGUGCCGCAAGGAACUUGCACGUGUGGCGCUGGAGGUGUUCGACAGAAGCCCCGGCCACGGCCUUGCGCUCUUGGUGGCGUGCGGGGUGGUGCCAGACAAGCCCAUGGAGGUGGCCGAGCUCCUGCGGAUGUCCGGCGUGAACCGGCAGCGGCUGGGCGAGUUCCUUGGGGAGGAGUACUCGCUGUCCCAGACGCUCCGUUUGGCCUUUGUGCACGGCGUGAGGCUGGAGGGCACCGGCGUGAUCGGGGCCCUCGCCGAGGUGUUCGGGGCCCUGCAUCCACCGGAGGAUCUCCUCUGCCUGAGCCGCAUCGUCACGGCCGUCGCGCUGCUGUGGUGGCGGGCGCACGGCGGCGCCGCCCUGGCAGGCAGGCACGCCCAGGCCGGGCUCGGCGACGAGGAGGGCCUGGACUGGAGAGCGCUGGACUCAGACUUUGGGGGCGCCGAGGAGGAGCUGGCGGGCGCGGAGCUCUUCGAGCAGCUGCGCAGCAGGGCGGCGCUCUGCCAGCUCAUGUUUUCCGCCGUCAUGCUCUGCCGGGCGCAGCGCCCCGUGCCCCUGAGCACGUGGCUCCGGCUGAACGCGGGCAUCGAGGCCGACGGCGGCAACGUGCCCGUGCGGGUGCUGCGGGGCCUUCACCGCCGGGUCACGAGCGGCCCUCCCCGCCCCGCUGCUGCCUGCCGCUCCGCCCCUGGCCGCCGCACCGCCCGGCGCCGCUGCCGCGGCGGGCGCCGCGGAGGGCGUCCACGGCUGGGCCGCGAUCCCCCGCGGCGGCUUCCUGCGCGGCCUGCCCUCCGACGGCCCGCGGUCGCCGCGCGAGGAGGACAUGCCCGAUCUCAUACCACUCGUGCGGCUGGCCCGGGACCUGGACAUGGCCCUGGCCAAGGCGGGCCAGCGUUGGCCCAGGGCGCCCCGCUGGGCGCGUCCUGUCGGUUGGCUGGCAGCGUCGUCCCCGAGAGCGCGGAGACCGCUGCUGACGGCUCGGCGCCGCUGGCGGGGGGCAGCCAGGAGCGGGCGGAGCCCGUGUGGCUCAGCCUGCGGCUUCCCUGGCUGCUGCUGCUCGCGCCGUCGCCUGGCGCGGCUCCCUACGCCCUGGUGCGGCUGUCCGGCGCCGCGCUGCUCCAGGCGGAGCCUGGACCGCUCCGGCUGCUGCUGGGGGGCGCCCCGGACGCCACCCGGGGUCAGCUCUUCGGCAGGGCCUGGAGGCAGCCGACGGCGGCGGCCGCGGAGGAGGGGCGCGGAGCUGGCGAUGCUGGGCGGGGCACGCGCGCGGCGAGCCCGCCGCGCCUUCCGCUUCCGGUCUGCCUCCUGCUGGCGGACGGGUGCUUCCAGCCCCUGGCGGCCAGGUGGCUGGAGCUGCAGUUCGACACGUCGGGCGCGUUCGAAUGUCCCGUGGCGGAUCGAUCUGGCCUGCACAGCUCGGGCACAGGCCGCGUCGCCGCGCGGGGGAGCGCGCUCGAGGGCGGCUGGCGGCAGCAGCCCGUCGGCCACCGGGGCGGCUCCCGCAUCAGCUUGCACAGGGACGCACGGCGCACUCGCAUUGGACACCCACGCCAACACGGGAUGCUGCCCUGCGCCGCGCUUCUGCGCGAGCUGCACGCCGAGGUGGCCGACGGCUUCCUGCCACCGUGGGCUCGGCAUCUCAUGACGGAGCUGCCGCCUGGGCCCGUUGGUUCCGCGGACCACGGGCACACGUUCAUCGCUGCUGGGCUCCUGGUCGAGCGCUUCCCGUUCAUCAUGCUGCUGGGCUUCCUGUUCACGGGCUUACUGUUCAUAAUGCUAGUGGGCCUCCUGUCCAUGAGCUUCCCGUUCGUCAUGGUGGUGGUUUACCUGGUCUUGUUCAUACUGCUGGUGCGUCUCUUGCUGGUAGGCAUCCAGUCCAUGCUAGGCGUCCUGACAGUGGGCUUCCUGCUCAAGGGUCUCCAGUUCAUCAUGCUGGUGGGCGUCAUGCUCAGCGGCUGCGAGUUGUUCCUGCGUGCCGACGACGGCGAGUACGACGUUAACGAGGGCGACGGCAACGUCGACUUAGCCAUACUGCGGCGAUCACGGUCCGUGCGCCCCGCCCAGAAGAACGCCGUUGGGGGCCUCGGCGUGUCGCCGCCAGGCUUGAUGGCGCCCGCGCCGGUGCUGGUGCCUGCUCUGGCCGCGAGCGGAGUGGCCUGGUCGCCCCCGGACUUCGCAGACCACGUGGCGGCCCCGAACGGCACCGCCCCGUUGCUGGUCGGCGGGCGCAGCAUGACCAGCACGCAGGACGUGGCCGCAGGUGGACACAAGCUCGACUCCGCCAUGAGUGUUCUGACGUCCCUGCUCGUGGACCUCGAGGAGGAGCUCUGGGAGCAGGGCGCCGUGGGCGGAGCGGCCGGAGGCGCGGGGGCGCGGCUGGGGCCGAAGCCGAAGCCGGUCGUGGCUGCCGAGGUGCCGAGCCCCGAGGUGUCGGCCCGGGCCGACAAGCUGGACAAUGCGCUGAGCAACCUCACGAGGCACCUGGCCGAGCUCGAGCGGCACCUCCGCGGGGGGCAGUCGCCCCGCGGAUCCUCGGUGGCGCUGGGAACGCCGGCCAGCGCGGCGCCCGCGCCGGCUCUCGAGGGGGCCAGCGGCAGGUCCCCCGUGGCGCCUGGAGCGGUGGCCGACGUGCCGCAGAAGCAGCGCGAGGCUGGCUCGCCCGCCGCCCCCGAGCUCGACGCGGCGCAGGCAAAGGUCUGCUCGCUGUGGGCGGGGGGCGCGCAGCCGCAGCCGCAGGGCCAGGGCCAGGGCAAGUUCGCCCGCUGGAUGCAGGAGAUGGCACCGGCGCCGACCUCGGGGGGCGAGACGAGCCCCCAGCUGGGCCAGCCGUCCGCUCAGAAGCAGCCGCCCUGGGGUCAGCCGGCAGUGCAGCCGGCGCCGCAGCAGGUGGCCUGGCAGCCGCAGCAGCUGCGGCCAUGGCAGCUGCAGCAGCAGCAGCAGCCCGAGCAGCGCGCCCCAUGGUCGGCCGUGCCCGUGUCGCCCGUGACGCCCGUGUCGCUCGAAACCGCGCCCGCGCUCCCGGCGCCCGUGCCCAUCCAGGCCGCCCCUGUGGCCCACAUCGUGAGGAUGCCUGGAGCGAUCUCCCCGCCAGCGCCGCAGGCCAAGCCACUCCGAGCGAACUUCGACGACAUGGGGUGCGUGGAUUCCAAGGCAUCCCAGUGUGUCGAGUCUUACGGCAUCGAGAAGUCUGCCACUGUCGUGUCAAAAGGCAAUCCGUUUGCUCCGGCAAAUUCUGGGUCGUCGACGCAGAGUACUCGAGCAAGCUCGAAGCAGUCUGACUCCACGAUCUCGGUCUCCUCGUUGGCUUCCCCGCGGUCCAGGGACCGUGUAUUGGGCAAGUUUGCUUUUGCGGAUGGGGACAAAGUUCUGCUGGGCGAGGGCACGUCAAGCGUGUGCUACCUGGGCAGCAACAUCGAGACCGGUGAUGCCGUGGCGAUCAAGGUGUACAAGCCUUCCAGGAGGGGGUCCACCAUGCUCGCCAAGUUCAAGCGUCAGGUCAGCGUGCUGCAGGAGUUGCAGCGGCCCCUCGAGAAGCCUGCGGAGGAGGCGCUCUGGUGCGAGGAGCUGGCCAGCACCAACCCUGCCGACCUCUUCCUGAAACUCCUGGAUUUCUCCAAGGAUGCCGACGGGGAGCCGGCCCCGGACCACGUGGACGGCCGCAUGUACAUCGUGACCGAGUUGGCCCAGUGCACCCUGAAGGACUGGCUGAAGCUGAGGAACCAGAGGAACUCCCCGCUGCCCGCCGAGAGCGUUCGCAAGAUCGCCAGGGAGGUCGUGCUCUCCGUGGCCUGGCUGCACGCCAAAGGCUUCGUCCAUCUCGACAUUAAGCCAGAGAACAUAAUGAUGUGUGGCGGCCGGUGGAAGCUCAUCGACAUGGACGGCUGCGUGCGCGCUGGCUCGAUCAUAAAAAUGGCCGACAACUCGGUCUCGUUCUCGCCGUGCUAUUGCGCCCCAGAGUUUGCCCGCCUGGUCCUGAAGGGCGGCAGCAUGAGGGUGAAGCCGAGCAUGGACGCGUGGAGCGUGGGCAUGACGAUUGCUGAGCUGGUCAACCUGUGCCCUCUGCUGCGCUUGCAGUACCAGCAGAUCAGCGAGGGCCAGUCGCCCCAUGCAGGAAGCGUGUCCUUCCUGAAGUGGCUCGGAGGCGUGCAGCGCGCGCCGCUGCCGAAGCGUGCCGCGUGGUCCGAGGAGAGCCGCUUCAAGUCCCUGCUGUGCACCUGGAUGCUCGUGCCAACCCCAGAGCGCCGGAAGACGCUGGCGCAGAGCCUGGAUGCCCCGUACUUUCAGACGGACUGA
Messenger RNA from Prorocentrum cordatum, 5040 nucleotides. The record is from the annotation of a GenBank genome assembly. NCBI's taxonomy places the organism in Eukaryota, Dinophyceae, Prorocentrales, Prorocentraceae.